AUGAACAACGGAGGUGGUAGUGGGGGAGCGCCAACGGGACAGCAGCCUGCCCCGGGCGAGCAGCGAAGACCCAAUAUCCCGAUGUUCAAGCCCGAGCAGAUGCGCAGCCUACCUGAUGCGUUUAGCAGCGAUAAAGAGAAAUGGGAGAACGGGCUGAGGUCGCUGUGGAACCAGCUGCAGAGCAAUGGACCAGAGACUCAACAGCACCAGGAAGCCAAACGCAAGAUAUUCGAGUUCUCGAAGACCUUGACAGCGAAGAUGCAGAACUAUCGGGCGCAGCAGCAGCAGGCUCAGCAGGGAGGCGGGGCUGGAAUUGGAGGUUCUGGUGCUGCUCGACCAGUUAGUCAGGGCCAGCCGCAGGCAGGACAGGCUGGGGAGAAUAGUGCACCGAAGCCAAAUCCUGAGCAGAUACAGCAGCAGGCAAAGCCGCAGCCUAGAGUCUCGGCGAAGGUUAUGGACCAUGUCGCCAAGUUCCCCUAUGUUGUACCUGCGAACGUGAACCCGAAUAGCCCUGAUGCCUUGAAGUGGAUUGCGGAGGCCAAGAAUAGGUACUUGAAGGGCCUGGUAUCUAUGGAAAAUUCUAGUACUAGACUUACGCAGAUGGAUGCUAUGGUACAGAAGAGGAUGAAUGACGGCAAACCCUUGAACCCAGAGGAAGACAAGGACUACAAGGAGAAGAAAGAGGCGUUACAGAAGGCACAUUCCGAGGCCAAGGGGUUCGUGGAUACAUUCCGUCUUCAACAGACACAAGCCAAAGCUUCCAGAGAUGCUAGAGAUGCUUCCAAUGGUGGUCAAGGAAGUCCUACACAGCCGCAAGUUGGUGGUGCGCUUGCAAAUAAUGGUCAAGCUGUUCGUCCUCAGAUGAAUCCUCAACAGCAGCCUCAAAACCCAGCUUUGCAAAACACCCAGACAGUGAAUGCUGCGAUUGAAGCCGCCAGAAACCAGCAGAUGGGCGGUGCUCGACCGCAAUUGCCACAGAAUGGGCAAAUGUCGCAACCAGGGCAGAUGCCAAAUUCCACCGCCCCUUCCAUGCCACACCAACCCGCUGGCCAAAACCCUAACCCAAAUAUAAAAAUGGAAGGCGGCGUCCCACCUCCAAUAAACACGGCGAUAUCGCAAAUGCAACAACGGCCGAAUCUCAAUUCUCCACAAUCAGCGGUCCCUCAAUCAGCCGGUCCGCCUCAAUCAGCUACAUCACAAGCGCAGCAAAUCCCUCGUGCGUUAACUCACUCGGCUGCAUUAACGCAGGCGGCGAGAAGCUAUUCCAACGGAGGCGCACAGAAUAAUUCUCAACCGCACGUCAUGGGUCACUCGCACCCCUCGCAACGCGAGACACAGAACAUCGUCACCAACAAGAUGCCCAUUCCCAAGUAUCUAGACGAGCGCUCUGCUGCACCGCCGCAACCAGUUGCGAUCAACCAAUCGCGUCCUACGUUCUCUGGCGGCCCUAGCAAUAGUGGAAGUGGUGUUAUGGCUCAGCCGGUCCUGCCCAAGACGCCGGGUUUCAAUAUGGCGAGUGACGAUAAUCGUGUGUUGAGUCGGAAGAAGUUGGAUGAGCUUGUCAAGCAGGUUACGGGUGGUGGUCAGGGUGAUGGGCCGAGUCUUAUGCCGGAGGUUGAAGAGUCUAUGCUCACAGUCGCCGACUCGUUUGUCGACCAAGUCCUGCACAACGCAUGUAAGAUGGCCAAGGAGCGCGGUAGCAAGGUCCUCGAGAUCCGGGAUAUCCAACUCACUCUUGAACGCAACUACAAUAUCCGCAUUCCCGGCUACGCCAGCGAUGAGAUUCGUACUGUCCGCAAGAUUCAACCUGCUCCAGCUUGGAUUGCGAAGAUGUCUGCUGUGCAAGCUGCUAAAGUCACUGGGGGGCGCCUUGCGGAUAGACGCCAAGUAGACGAUAUGCCCAGCAAGACACCUCACACUAACGGCUCCGAUCCUGUCGGGAAUGGUGUUAAUGGAGCUAAAGACGUCGAGAUGAAAGACGAUGCGCCGACAUCGAUGAAGGGUGGAAAGGGCAAGAAGGCCAAGGAAGGCGACGAGGAGAUGACGGUCGUUGUGCCGCCUUCAAAGGGCCAGAAGCUUGCUGGUCUGGGGAAGAAGGAUGGUGAGGGUGAUGUGGCUAUGGAUGGUGAGGAGGCUGUUGAGGAGGAUGGUGCUGUGAAGGUUGAUCCUGUAGCGAAGGCUGUAGCUGAUAUCAAGGGCAGUUUUCCAUUACUGGAACGCGCUGUUAUGUUGUUCGAUGCAAGAUUCUCCCUCCGAGCCCUUCGAUCAAUCUCCUCUAUCCGCAAACGCCUUACACCCGAUAUCUUAGCGCAAGUCAUCACAGAGACAUAUGCAUCGAAAGGUCCUGCGGCAGAGUCACUUCUGUACGCCAUUGGUAGAGAGAAUGCCACCUUUGCAAAACCAAGCUCGACAGAGAUGGAAAUUGAUUCAGAGGCCAAGGCAAACAAGGCUGGGAAGAAGGAAGUCAAAGAGAUCAUUCCCGAAAUCGAGAUCUUCCUUGGUAUUUUGAUUCAAAUCUACUACCUAGACAACAAGACCAACCAGAAGGGCGCCGAUGUUUCACAGUACCUGGCUGAGCGGAUACACACUCUGAACCGCCGAACUCUGGAUUCUCUUUCUGCCCGUGUAUACUUUUACUACUCCCUCUUCUGUGAACAGAUGGCACCAUUGCCUCCAUCGCCUUCAUCACCUGUUGUUUCCAUCCGACCUGCUCUUCUCUCUGCUCUUCGGACAGCGGUUCUACGAAAGGAUGUUGAUACUCAAUCUACGAUUAUCGUUCUGCUUCUACGAAAUUACCUAUCUACCUCACAUAUCAGCCAAGCCGAUCUUCUCGUAUCACACACAAGACUCCCUGACAGCGCAUCGAAUAACCAGGUUGCGAGAUAUCUGUACUACUUGGGUCGAAUCCGUGCUAUUCAGUUGCGAUAUACCGAGGCUCAUGAGCACUUUACUGCUGCAACAAGAAAGGCGCCAUCAAGCCCCAGCGCGGCAGGUUUCUCGCAGAGCGCAACCAAGUUGUUGCUUGUGGUUAAGCUGUUGAUGGGUGAUAUUCCUGAGCGUGCUACUUUCCGUGACCAAAGCAUGGAGCGCACUCUGCAGCCAUACCUCCAACUUGUACAAGCCGUACGAGUUGGCCUUCUAGGUGAGUUCGAGACUACCAUUAAGCAAUAUGGCGAGACUUUCCGACGAGAUGGCACAUAUACUCUUAUCCUCCGCCUUCGACAAAACGUCAUCAGGACUGGUAUUCGCAUGAUGUCCCUGUCCUACUCCCGAAUCUCCCUUCGCGAUAUAUGCAUACGAUUGAAGUUGGAGAGUGAGGAGUCUGCGGAGUACAUUGUUGCCAAGGCUAUUAGGGAUGGUGUUAUAGAGGCUUCUUUGGACCGCGAAAAGGGGUUCAUGAAGAGUAAGGAGGUUGGAGAUGUAUACGCUACGAGGGAGCCGGGUGAGGCGUUCCAUGACCGUAUCCAAGCUUGUCUUGCGCUUCAUGAUGAGAGUGUCAAGGCUAUGCGAUUCCCAAUGAACCAACAUAGACUCGAGCUGAAGAACGCCCAAGAAGCACGGGAACGCGAACGUGAGAUGGCAAAGGAGAUUCAGGACGGGGAUUUGGAUGAAGAUGAUCUUGGAGGCGAGUUUGAGGGAAUGUAA
Lachnellula hyalina is the source of this 3645-nucleotide messenger RNA. It is a transcript of the gene rpn3, whose product is annotated as putative 26S proteasome regulatory subunit. Gene Ontology annotation, cellular component: proteasome complex; transcription factor TFIID complex; proteasome regulatory particle, lid subcomplex. Lineage: Eukaryota; Fungi; Ascomycota; Leotiomycetes; Helotiales; Lachnaceae. The transcript has 5 exons. The record is from RefSeq and is a predicted model, not a curated record. Bases 1 to 3645 code for a protein of 1214 amino acids. Gene Ontology annotation, molecular function: enzyme regulator activity; protein heterodimerization activity. Gene Ontology annotation, biological process: DNA-templated transcription initiation; regulation of protein catabolic process; ubiquitin-dependent protein catabolic process.